Alternaria postmessia is the source of this 1689-nucleotide messenger RNA. RefSeq lists its product as uncharacterized. The record is from RefSeq and is a predicted model, not a curated record. The coding region runs from base 1 to 1689 and encodes 562 amino acids. NCBI's taxonomy places the organism in Eukaryota, Fungi, Ascomycota, Dothideomycetes, Pleosporales, Pleosporaceae. Gene Ontology annotation, cellular component: endoplasmic reticulum membrane. The transcript has 3 exons. Gene Ontology annotation, molecular function: sphingosine-1-phosphate phosphatase activity.
AUGAGUCCGCGACAUGAUGCGCCCGCCGACGCCGCAGCGACCACGGAGCCCAAAUUGGACGCCGGCAACAAGGGCCACGACCACUACGCCCAGCGACUGCCCCGGUGGCGCAAUGCCCUGCGGAACCGCCUCAUACCCAUUGUGCGCUGGGAAACACCAUGGCUUGCCCUGAUGCAGGACAAGAUGCGCUCGCCCGCACUCGACUCGUACUUUGCCUAUACCGCCAACCUCGGCACCCAUACCUUCUUCAUGGUCUUCCUGCCCAUCCAGUUCUGGUGCGGCUACACUAGCAUCGGUCGAGCGACUGUCUUCAUGCUUGCAGCCGGUGUGUACUGGACUGGCUUCCUCAAGGACAUGCUCUGUCUGCCCAGGCCCCUGUCGCCGCCCCUCGCCCGCAUCUCCAUGUCUGGCUCCGCUGCCCUCGAGUACGGCUUCCCCUCGUCCCACUCUGCCAAUGCCGUGUCCGUCGCCUUCUACGCCAUAUACACGUUGCGCCAGUCGGCCGACCGCGACACCUCCAACUGGAACAUGGGUCUGCAGGCCCUCUUCUACUUCUAUGCGCUUUCCAUCAUCGCGGGGCGGUUGUAUUGCGGCAUGCACGGCUUUCUAGAUGUCCUGGUCGGGAGCAUCAUGGGUGCCUUGAUUACGGCUUUCCAGCUUGUAUGUGGGGACUGGAUGGACUCGUUCGUCUUUAGUGGAAGUUAUAUGGACAUUUUCAUUGCAACUUUGGUCGUGUGCGUUCUGGUCCGCGUCCACCCGGAGCCCGCUGACGACUGUCCAUGCUACGACGACAGCGUGUCCUUCUCUGGCGUUGUCAUUGGCAUCAAUCUCGGUGCGUGGCACUAUGCGCAGACUGGCUACGCAGUAAAAGACGCAUACCCGUCGUCCGUCCCAUUCGACCUGGAAGAGAUGGGUCUGCUGAAAGCGACCAUUCGCAUCCUACUUGGUGUUGUGGUGAUCUUUGUCUGGAGAGCGACUAUGAAGCCUGCGUUGUUUACCAUACUGCCGCCCAUCUUUCGCAUUCUGGAGCAAGCUCGCUGGAAUAUGCCCCGCGCCUUCUUCCUGAACGCCUCCAAGUACAAGUCUAUCAAGCCUUUCGCUGACGACGACAACGUCAUCCCACCUGCGUCAGAGUUGCCGCACAUGCUCAAGAACCUCGCUCACCCACGCAAGAGAUCUGUAUCUGUCGGACCGCAAUCUGCCGCUGAUGCUUACGAAACACUUGCCUACCGAAACCGAAGGCGACGGGAAAGCGUCAAUUCGCUGGAUGGUGCUGUACCUGAAGACUCGGCCUGGGUUCCCAGUCCAGCUGUUCUCGAUACGCCCAAUAUCGAAAAGGGGGAGCCGUUGCUUGGUGCCGGUCUCCUGCCCACACCCAUGGCAUCACGUGUGCAUUCAUAUGAGCAGAUGAUGGGCACAGGAGAUGUGCAGACGAGGGAGAAGAAUAUAAUAACUCCCCCAGAGAGCGAUACAGACGUUGCCGGCGACGUCUACAAGCUCACACAGAGCCCAACCGAAGAGGAGAAUGAGAAGCGAGAGAUCUUCAUGAAGCUUACGACGCCACGAGUGCGCUAUGAUGUUGAGGUGGUCACGAAGCUGAUUGUGUACACUGGUAUUGCAUAUAUAGCUGUUGCAGCUAACCCGAUGUUGUUCGAGUUAUUGGGUCUGGGCAUGGGCGACCAGUCGUAG